GCAGCUUAGAUGGGCACCACAUUCUCGGCGCUAGUAUUAUCAUGCAUCGCAACUACCACUCCCCAGAACGUUCUCCUGAACGUUCAUCCAGCAGUUCGUCAUCGGACGAAUUAAUAGCUUAUGAUUUGAGCUGGCGUUCUGAAGAGUUGAAUAGCCUCCUUCGGGACGUUCUCGAUAAACACGGCUUUGAA
Paraglomus brasilianum is the source of this 191-nucleotide messenger RNA. NCBI's taxonomy places the organism in Eukaryota, Fungi, Glomeromycota, Glomeromycetes, Paraglomerales, Paraglomeraceae. The record is from the annotation of a GenBank genome assembly.